UAUAAAUAACGGUACAAAAAUCCUUCUUCACAAAUAAAAUCCACUGAAAACCUUUCUGCUUCUUCUUCUUCUUCUUCUCACAGUUCCUCCCAUUACCACCGGUUGUCUCAGCAACCACUCCUCCAAGCUCCAACCGCCGCUCCUCCGCCCCGAUGGAUUUAGAAAGCACAUUGGAAGCUACUCAAACCAACAUAAAUUGGGAAAUCGAAUCUUUUUUCAAGUCGGCUCCUCCUUUAAGGAACAGUGCUGAUAUCAGUGAAAAGCUAGAAAAUUUUAUCAAAAGAAAUGAGAUGGCAUCUGGAAAUGGAGGAGCUAGGAGGAGGGUUGUGUGUGUGACAUCGGGUGGAACUACUGUUCCCCUAGAGCAACGGUGUGUUCGGUACAUUGAUAAUUUCAGCUCAGGCCAUAGAGGAGCAACAUCCACGGAGUAUUUUGUGAAGGCUGGAUAUGCUGUUAUCUUUCUACAUCGGAGGGGAACCUUCCAACCCUUUUGUCGGUCUCUUCCGGAUGAUCCCUUGCUAGAAUGUUUUGAGUCAAUUGAUGGGACAAACAUUAAAGUACACAAAUUAUAUUCUGAAGCAGUAGAAAGGGCCAUUGCUGAGCAUCAUUCUGCUGUGAAAAAAGGCUUCUUGUUGAAACUUCCUUUCACAACUAUAUUUGAGUAUCUUCAGAUGUUGCGGAUGAUUGCUUUGUCCACCAGCAAUCUUGGACCAAAUGCAAUGUUUUAUCUUGCAGCUGCCGUUUCUGACUUCUAUGUUCCUUGGCAAAGCAUGGCAGAACAUAAGAUUCAAUCAGCAUCUGGCCCUUUGAACAUGCAACUUGCUCAAGUGCCAAAGAUGUUACCAGUGCUCAGGCAACAGUGGGCUCCAAAAGCUUUUCUCAUUUCAUUCAAGCUAGAGACAGAUUCAAAGAUUCUUUUGAAGAAAGCAGUUGCAGCUCUUGAAAAGUACAAGAUGGAUAUGGUGGUAGCAAACGAGCUGUUAACUCGCAAAGAGGAGGUCGUGGUUGUCACAAGCAGUGAAAAUAUUACAGUUCGCAGAGACAAGAAUGCGGGUGUUGAUGACGUAGAAGAUCCCCUAAUUCAACUUCUUGUUGAAAGACAUUCAACACAUAUUAACACCAAUUCUUCUUCUGUUCUAUGAUAUCUCAGUCUCAAAUUAUUAAUUUGUAUUGGAAUUGGAGUUUGUAUUUUUGCAAUGACAAGCAAGUUCGGUGUCAUUGUCACUAGCAAUAAUAAAAUGUUUUCUUUGAAUUUAUGGAGGAAA
Humulus lupulus (European hop) is the source of this 1265-nucleotide messenger RNA. Its product is annotated as phosphopantothenate--cysteine ligase 2-like. The transcript is spliced from 10 exons. Bases 153 to 1142 code for a protein of 329 amino acids. Gene Ontology annotation, biological process: coenzyme A biosynthetic process. Lineage: Eukaryota; Viridiplantae; Streptophyta; Magnoliopsida; Rosales; Cannabaceae. Gene Ontology annotation, cellular component: cytoplasm; nucleus. The record is from RefSeq and is a predicted model, not a curated record. Gene Ontology annotation, molecular function: phosphopantothenate--cysteine ligase activity.